UGGGUUCUUAGGUGCCAAACACGCAUACACACACAUGUGUGCCUGUCUACCCCAACUUUGAAUCCCGCCACCCUCAUGCCUGUGGGACUGGAGGCGUGGUUGACCGACAUACCGCCCAUUACCAGGGCGUGGCUAAUUGCCGCCAUUGGCACAAGUCUUGCUGUACAAUGUCACCUGAUAACCCCGUUACAACUGUACUUUAGUUUCAGGAGCGCCUUCAUUCACCUGCAGCCAUGGCGUGCCCUUGCAACCUUUCUCUAUUUUGGCCCACUGUCAAUCGAUUUCGUAUUUCAUUUGUUCUUCUUCAUGAGGUAUAGCCGAAUGCUCGAGGAAAGCUCCUUCGCUGGUCACAAGGCGGAGUAUUUUUGGCUCCUGUUUACCUCUGCUACUCUGCUCCUGCUCCUGUCCCCCCUCUUCACAUUGCCUUUCCUUUCUUCUCCGCUCGCAUUCACACUGGUUUACAUCUGGUCACGGCGACAGCCAGCAAUGCGCAUUUCGCUAUUUGGGAUCAUGACCGUCUCCGCACCGUAUCUGCCAGUCGCACUUGUGGCUAUUAGCUGGGCAAUCAAUGGAACUUGGAGGGCAGCUGCGUCGGAUCUUAUGGGUUGUGUUGUGGGUCAUGCUUGGUACUUCGGCACUGACGUCAUGCUACGAGAAGUGGGAGGUCGGAUGCCAUGGACAAAGACACCCGCCAUUGUACAACGAUGGUUCCGCGAUGCUCCAUAGUGGUCUUGAUGUGUUACGUGACAUCCGUGAAGAGAUUUAAGUCAAGCAGAUGGCAUGAGUUAUUGAAAGAUGGCAGUGUUCCUGGUGCAUGGUUGACAUUCUCAGCAAUAAUUCUAGCCUGUAUCUGAAUGGAGUAGUACAAAGCAGACUUAUCGACGGUAUCAGUGAUUGGGGGUGAUGGUAUUCUUGAUUGGAACGUGGAAAUUCUACUCUCUUUGACGUUUCUUUCUUUCCCUGUUUUUUCCUUCCCUCCCUCCAUGGCCUGCAAUCCCCUUUCUUUCGGUUCUUUGUCAUCGUAUCGCAGCCUGAAUCGGUCUAUUGUCAUCAGUACCUUCAAACCUGAUUGCGCGUCUACGAUCUCG
Messenger RNA from Dacryopinax primogenitus, 1088 nucleotides. RefSeq names its product Der1-like protein. Lineage: Eukaryota; Fungi; Basidiomycota; Dacrymycetes; Dacrymycetales; Dacrymycetaceae. Gene Ontology annotation, cellular component: Hrd1p ubiquitin ligase ERAD-L complex; endoplasmic reticulum membrane. The record is from RefSeq and is a predicted model, not a curated record. Gene Ontology annotation, biological process: endoplasmic reticulum unfolded protein response. The coding region runs from base 76 to 726 and encodes 216 amino acids. Gene Ontology annotation, molecular function: misfolded protein binding; ubiquitin-specific protease binding. The transcript has 6 exons.